This is a messenger RNA of Pseudoliparis swirei, 1387 nucleotides long. Its product is annotated as growth arrest and DNA damage-inducible protein GADD45 beta-like. The record is from RefSeq and is a predicted model, not a curated record. Gene Ontology annotation, biological process: regulation of cell cycle. Gene Ontology annotation, cellular component: nucleus; cytoplasm. Lineage: Eukaryota; Metazoa; Chordata; Actinopteri; Perciformes; Liparidae. The coding region runs from base 148 to 627 and encodes 159 amino acids. The transcript has 5 exons.
UGCACGAAUGCCGGGUUGUAGUUUCGGUGCCGCCCCCCCGUGACGCAACGUUGCCAACAACGAGCGCUCUCGAGGGAAACCGGCGACACCACCGGACCGCCGCACUCCCCGCGGGUUGUUUACACGGAGGGCUUCCGACACGCCGACAUGAUUCCCGAGGAAAGCUUCGCGUCCACCGAGAGCAGGAUGCAGUCUGUCGGCCGGGCUCUGGAGGAGCUGCUGGUGGCGGCUCAGAAACAAGACGGCCUCACCGUCGGCAUUUAUGAAUCAGCUAAACUUCUUAAUGCAGACCCGGACGCCGUGGUCCUGUGUGUUCUGGCGGCAGACGCCUUGGACCGCGUCGACGACGUGGCGCUGCAGAUCCACUUCACGCUGCUGCAGUCCUUCUGCUGGGACAGCGGCAUCACCAUCCUGAGGGUCUCGGGCGUACGGCGGCUCCGGCAGCUGCUGACACCGGGCGCCGUGGAGGCCAACCACAGGAACCAGGACGAGCUUGGAGACCUCCACUGCAUGCUGGUGACGAACCCCCAGGCCGACCACUGCAGGCUGCAGGAGGUGGGCACCUACUGCCUGGAGAGGCGACGCCUUCACCAGUGGGUUCCUGAACUGGUUCUGCAAGAACGCUGAAGGGUCUACAGCACGUUACUGUAUACCAACGCAGACCGGACGGCCCAUCGGGGUCCAGAUGCUGAAGAACUGAAGGAUCCGUCGUUGGCCUGGAGUGAACUGGGCGGUCCGGACUGAUAAGCAGUACCCAACAAACGUUCCUUUCGGCAACUAUAGUGAAACAGCCAGAGAGGACGAGACCGGUUUCCAAAAAAUCUGCUUGGUGCAGAAGAUACAAAGCAGAUUUCACAUUGUUUUUACAUUAGUCAGUAAAACCAAAUCGAAGCUUCUAGUUGGUGCUUCGCAGUGCAAGACGAUCAAUAACAGGAGGAGCAGGAUCAUCGGAAAGAAACACGUCCACACCCCGAACUUCUACCUGGAAGACCUCAGGAAUGCUGUAAUGAAACCAUUAUGCCCAGCAUUCCUGUAGGCACUCUGACAUGUGAGAGUCCUUUGGCGAGAAGGUGUGUGUGUGUGUCUUGGAAUGAGCAGCUGAGCCUGCGUAAACGAAAUCGUCAUCAUGGAAACUAGAAUUAAAAUGACGUUCAAGUUAAAGCCACACAGGAGUCUUAUGGCACAAAUAAAAUCAGUGCAGCAUGCAAUAUUUUUAUUAUUUUUUAUUCAGAAUGGGCAGAAUAAUAAUGAACUGUCUGAAAGAUAUCUGCUGUAUAUACACUACCGUUCAAAAGUUUGGGAUCACUUAGAAAUGUCCUUAUUUUUCAAAGAAAAGCAUUGUUUUUUUCAAUGAAGAUAACAUUAAAUCAAUCAGAAAUACACUCUA